GCUCUGUUAAGUACCCCGCUGGAAGCAACACGUCAUUAUUGGCGAGCUCAAGCAUGGUUCCCUUACUGCUGCAUUCCGUGUGUAAUUUUUGAGGCUCGCAAUAUUGAAUUUGAACGUAAGAUUACAAAAGUACCCGCAAAGUCAAGGAACCACUGUGUAGUCCGUAUAGCAGCGAUGAGGGAAAAUAUAUCACGUUUGACGAGCCUACUUCUCGAUCUUGACGGGCAAUCUGCCGCCUAGUAUGGUGGACGAUAUCAUUAACGCCCGAGGGUUGUAGAGACGUUCUCGACUCGCCGUCGAGAUAUCAACUGAGUCGAAAUUCAACCUCGUAGAUUUUUGUGGAUUCUAUUCUUUGAAACUCGACUGUACAGUAUCGGUGUAAAACUGGCGUCCCGUCCGUUUAUGUCAGAUGAUACGGAAAAAUCGAGCUGCGGAUUUCUUUAGCUCUUCCCCUCCCCAAUCAUCAUGGCCAAUAACUCACAAUCAUCCAUCCCGAAGAGAGUCAACGGCCUCACAAUCCUCCUCGGUAUGGGCAACAUCGGCGACCCAUCCAACUCCCUCGUCCGUUUUCCAACCCCGGAAUCUGCCAAAGCGUUCCUCUCCGCUUUCGCAGAACGUGGCUACCGCCGACUCGACAGUGCAAGAAACUAUCCACCCGGUUCUCCAGAAACGGCCGAACCGGUUAUUGGAGAGGUAUUGAAGUUGAUCAGCAUAGAGCAACAACAGGAAGGAUCAGAAGGAGUCUUAAAGGGCAUCCCAUUCGUCAUCGACUCUAAACUCCGGUAUAGCCCACCGAACACCCAUAGGGAGGAGAUGAUCAAGAAAAGUCUUGCAGACACCUUCAGAGACCUCCGGGUAGACAAAGUCCAUAUUGAAUACCUCCACUCUAUAGACGAAACUUCUGACACCCGAGAAACGUGUCGUGCGAUGGAUGAAGCAUAUAAAGCAGAGAAAUUCGAACAAUUUGGACUUUGUAAUGCUUCCAUAUCUCAACUAGAUCGGUUUUACAACGCGUGCGAGGAGCAAGGGUUGACUAUCCGGCCCACCGCGUAUCAAGGGGAUUAUAAUGUUCUAUCUCGGGAGUGUGAGGAAGACGGGAUUUUGGAGAGGGUUAGAAGUUACGGCAUGUCGUUCUAUGCGUUUAGUCCUGCCGGUGGUGGACUGCUCAAUCCAAGGGAUUAUAGGGAACGGGUUGGGGGUAGGUUUGACGAGAACACGAAAAUGGGUCAAGGAUACCACAGCUUCUGGUACACCUCCCCUUCACUGGUCAAUGCCGCGCAAGCUCUCCGGGACCUAAGCGAAAAGCACAAUAUAGACGGCCAUCAUAUGGCUUUACGCUGGAUAGUCUGGCACUCGCAACUCUCGGGUGAACAUAAUGAUGGGAUCAUAAUGGGAGCAUCGAGCAUCGAGCAACUGAACGCAAAUUUGGAUGCCAUCGAAAGUGGGCCAUUACCAUCCGAUGUGGUUAGAGCGAUUGAGGAUGUUUAUGAGAAAGUGAGAGUUGGAAAGCGGGGUAAUUCGUAGGUCGUACAACUGGCCUAUGUAGGUAUUACUGUACGAACUAAGGAAAUUGAAUUGGACAAAUGACUGAAAUUCUAAGGACAAUCUUCAAGUGUGUUCUCCGAUUAUAGCAAGACCAACAUAGAACCACAGGAAACGACUCCAGAAAUUCAGAUGCCUUGAGAAACCUUGAGCCGAACC
Marasmius oreades (fairy-ring Marasmius) is the source of this 1701-nucleotide messenger RNA. RefSeq lists its product as uncharacterized. Lineage: Eukaryota; Fungi; Basidiomycota; Agaricomycetes; Agaricales; Marasmiaceae. The transcript has 4 exons. The record is from RefSeq and is a predicted model, not a curated record. The coding region runs from base 466 to 1524 and encodes 352 amino acids.